UAAGAAUUGGGCAUUACAAUUUCAGAGGCCGUACUAAUACAGACGUCCAGACCUCAAGAACGCUCAUAGCUUACCAAUCCGAAUCCAUUUCAGCCCAACAAAUCAGAGAAAUUUGAUCACAAAUAUCAAAAUUGUUCAUCUGGAGAAUCAAAUUUCAGGAUGCCGCAUCUCCUGCAGCAAAUUCAUCCUCAAUCCCAUCAUUUCCCACUCAAACUCUCAUCUUCCCUCGCCUCUUCACGAUUCCCCUCUCAAUUUCUAGCUUCUCCGCCGUGUUUUUGCUCUCCGAAUUCCGUCGCUGUUGUUCGUCGACGUCCGGUAAUGAGAGGCGUAACCAUACGGUGUAUGGCCAAUUCACGGAGGGUUAAAAUGGUGUCCAAGCAGAUUCAGAGGGAGCUUUCCAAUAUGCUUCUUACCGAUAAGGUGUUGCAGUUCGCCAUUCUUCCUGAGGCCUCUUUGGGAGCUGAUAAGUACCUUUCGUCUCUCACUACCAUCACCGAUGUUGAAAUCUCUAGCGACUUGCAGGUGGUUAAAGUAUAUGUAUCUGUCUUUGGUGAUGAAAGAGGAAAGGAUAUUGCUAUGGCUGGGUUGAAAUCUAAAGCUAAGUAUGUUCGAAGUGUAUUGGGAAAACGUAUGAAGCUUCGGUUAACUCCUGAGAUACGUUUUAUAGAAGAUGAGUCUUUUGAGAGAGGAAGCAGGGUAAUUGCCAUAUUGGAUCGGAUCAAAGACGAAAAAAACAAUAUCGAUGAUGAAGACAUGGAGCAAUCUGAACUAUCUGAUUCUCCUCAAGACGACCGGGACUGGGAAGAGGAUGAUGCUGAUGAAGACAUAAUAUACGUACAAUAGGUCGUCACUGUUCCAGUUCUUGUUCAACUUACGCUCAUCUGUGCUGAGGCAUCGGUUUGCCAUCGCAGAGCAAGAAGUGAAGGUAAAACGCAAAGCUCUGCCUCUGAUUCAAAAUGAUGUUGCUCAUGAUUCUCAUUAUGCAACCCAUAAUCUAUUAUCACCAUAUAUAAUAGAUAGAAAUUUCCUAUUCUAUCUUCUGAUUCAACUGUUCGUAGUUGCAUGGGGACGAUAAUAUUGAUAUCAAAUACAUAUUGCAUAAGAAUUUAAAUGUGAAUGUCGACAAAUAUGUUGUUUCGUUAUAAUGUUUGUCGUGAUAUGACCCGUAAUAUUGGUAUCGAAUCUUAGGAGCUUUCUGUGUUGA
Molecule: messenger RNA, 1204 nt
Organism: Cucurbita pepo subsp. pepo (vegetable marrow)
Lineage: Eukaryota; Viridiplantae; Streptophyta; Magnoliopsida; Cucurbitales; Cucurbitaceae
Product: ribosome-binding factor A family protein
Biological process (GO): rRNA processing; ribosome biogenesis
Molecular function (GO): ribosomal small subunit binding
Source: RefSeq, a predicted model, not a curated record